Mugil cephalus (flathead mullet) is the source of this 4761-nucleotide messenger RNA. It is a transcript of the gene vps35l, whose product is annotated as VPS35 endosomal protein sorting factor like. Gene Ontology annotation, biological process: endocytic recycling. Lineage: Eukaryota; Metazoa; Chordata; Actinopteri; Mugiliformes; Mugilidae. Gene Ontology annotation, cellular component: endosome. The transcript is spliced from 30 exons. Bases 166 to 3126 code for a protein of 986 amino acids. The record is from RefSeq and is a predicted model, not a curated record.
GCCGCCUCAAAUGCUAAAACAGACACCUCGUUUGAUAAUUGCAAUAACAACCCCUUGUGUGAUGACGAAAGCUUUUUAGGAAACACCUUUAUUUGAAAAUAAAAGCAGCCCUUUAGCCGGUUUUGGCUAACCAGGAAGUCCUGAUGUGUCAUAUGAUGUAGAAAAAUGGCUGCGGUGCAGUGGCGUUCCCGUGGGCGCAACUAUGACGCCGAGCUGCAGCGGCACCGUCCAGAGGCGGCCCUGGUGGAGUUUGGAGACUACCACCCCCUGAAGCCCAUCAUGGUGACGGACACGAAGACCCGCCGGGGAACCCGUAAAGGCAGCACCUCCUCCUCUUCGUCAUCCUCCUCCUCGGUGCCCCCGGACCCGCUCAGCUCCAUGCUGGACGGCACCGACCCCCUGUCGAUGUUUGCCGCGGCCUCGGCCAUCGAGACUCCGGCCGUGUCACAUAGCAGCUCCACGGGGGACCUCGGGAGGAAGAGGAGAGAGAAGGAGGAAGAGGCGGUGGGACCAGACUUUGAACCCUGGUCAUCGAAGCGAGGGGAAAUCCUGGCCAGGUUCACCACCACCGAAAAACUCUCCAUUAAUCUCUUCAUGGGCUCUGACAGAGGAAAAGCUCCGAGUCCAGGGUCGUCUGCCGUUUCAGAGAAAGUUCGCACUCGCCUGGAGGAGCUGGAUGAUCUGGAGGAGGGUUCCCAGAGAGAGCUGCUGAACCUGUCCCAGCAGGACUAUGCCAACCGCAUUGAGGAGCUGAAUCAGUCCCUGAAGGAGGCCUGGGCCUCUGAUCAGAAGGUCAAAGCCCUGAAGAUCGUCAUCCAGUGCUCUAAGCUUCUGUCCGACACCUCGGUGAUCCAGUUCUACCCCAGCAAGUUUGUCCUCAUCACCGAUAUCCUCGACACCUUUGGCCGGCUGGUGUACGACAGAAUCUGGACCAUGUGCUCUGAUCCGCGUCCCUUACCAGGUAUGGAUGCAACAUCUGCAUCCAACUCGCCCUGUGAAUACAACAGCUUCACAGUCGAAGAUGUGAACGACACUGCUAAGGAGACAUGCCUCAACUGGUUCUUCAAGAUCGCUUCCAUCCGAGAGCUGCUUCCCAGACUAUAUGUUGAAGCUGCCAUCCUCAAGUGCAACUGCUUCCUCAACAAAUCUGGCAUUCAGGAAACUCUCCCGCGUUUGACGGCUAUGAUCAGAGGGAUUGGAGAUCCUUUAGUGGCUGCCUAUGCCAGAGCUUAUCUUUGCAGGGUGGGCAUGGAGGUGGCACCCCACCUGAAAGACACCCUGAACCGCAACUUCUUCGACCUGCUCCGCACCUUCCGGCAGAUCAGUGGCGAGAGCGUUCAGAACCAGCUGGUCGUGCAGAGGGUGGAGGUGCCCGAGUACCUGACCCUCUACUCUCCCGCCAUCAACUGGAUCCUGCAGUGUAUCGCCUACAGAGCUCCAGAGCCUCUACUCACUGAGAUGAUGGAAAGAUGCAAGACGAUGGGAAACAAUGCCUUGCUACUGAAUUCAGUUAUGAGAGCUUUCAGGCCGGAGUUUGUUGCAGCCAGAGCUAGUGACUUCAUCGGUAUGAUCAAAGACUGCGACGAGUCCGGCUUCCCAAAGCAUCUGUUGUUUGGAUCUCUGGGUCGCAGUCUGGCUAGCGCAGAUCCCCCUGAGUCCGAGAGGCUGACCAUCCUGAAUGAAGCCUGGAAGGUCAUCACCAAAGUCCGCAGCCCUCAGGAUUAUGUCAACUGCGCCGAAAUCUGGGUGGAGUUCACGUGCAGACACUUCACAAAACGUGAGGUGAACACGGUUCUGGCCGACAUCAUCAAGCACAUGACUCCAGACCGAGCGUUUGAGGACGCCUACCCUCAGCUCCAGUCAGUCAUCAGGAAGAUCCUCGCCUACUUCCACGACUUCUCCGUCGUCUUCUCCAUGGAGCGUUUCCUGCCGUUCCUAGACAUGUUUCAGAAGGACAGCGUGAGGGUGGAGGUCUGCAAAUCCAUCAUGGAGGUCUUCAUCAAACACCAGGUGGAGGUCACCAGAGACCCGGUCAUCCUCAACGCCAUGCUGCACAUCUGCAAGACCAUGCACGACUCCGUCAACGCUCUCACUCUUGAGGAUGAGAAAAGAUCUUUGUCUCUGCUGAUCAUCGGCUUCGUCCGCAUGGUCUCCUUUGGUCGUGACUUUGAGCAGCAGCUGAGUUUCUGCGUGGAGGCCAGAUCCACAUUCUGUAACCUGGAGCCGGUGCUGGUGCAGCUCAUCCACACGGUGAAUCAGCUGGCCAUGGAGACCAGGAGGGUGAUGAGAGGGAAUCACUCCAGAAAAACCGCUGCUUUUGUCAGGGCGUGCGCUGCCUACACUUUCAUCACCAUACCGUCUCUCAGCAGCAUCUUCAGUCGUCUCACCCUCUACCUGCUGUCUGGCCAGGUUGCGUUGGCCAACCAGUGUCUCUCCCAGGCCGACGCUUUCUUCAAGGCCGCCGUCAGCAUUCUCCCGGAGGUUCCUCGCUGCAUCAGCGUGGAGGGGAAACUCCGCUCUUCUGAGAGCUUCCUCCUGGAUUUCAUCAACAACUUCUUGGCAACGUUGCUGGUUGUUCCGGACCACCCAGAGCAUGGGGUGCUCUACUUAGUCCGUGGCCUGCUCAACAUGGUCCAGGAUUACACCUGGGAGGACAACAGCGACGCAAAGGUGCGGGUUUACAUCAGCUCGCUGCCCCUGCUGGCCGCCAUGAGCCAGGAGACCUAUUUCUACUCCAUCCCAAAAGUGGACUCCAACGAGACACUGUACGGAGGAGACCCCAAGUUUCUAUCCGAGAUCAACAAGCUGUGCGAGACUCUGAUUGGACAGAUCUUGGACCAUCUGAAGGUGCUCGGUCGGGAGGAGCAGCAGCAGCAGCAGAGCGUGCGUCGCCAAGGUGCUCUAGCCUUCUCCAUGUUCGGCGUCCUGUUGGCUCACGGGGACCUGAGGAACAAUAAGUUGAACCAGCUGGCCGUCAACCUGUGGAACCUCAGCCACAAACAUGGAUACUGUGAGACUCGUGUCUCUGUUCGGACUCUGGAGUUCAUCAAACAUCAGGCUCAGCAGCCUGAAAUGUCGUACCUGACGGAAACAGUCCAAAGGCUGUCACUACAAUCACGCACCUGAACACCCGCCUCACCCUUCGUUUCCCUCACCCUUUGUUUCCCUCACCCUGUAAAAUGGUCACAUUAAAUGUGUAAAUAAAUAAAUAAAUAAACAGAACUAAUCAGAAGAAAUGCCUUAAUGUCUCUGUGUAAGUAAACUCUACGGGCCUGAAAAAUGUAAAAGAAAAACCGCAGUACCUCAAAUGGCCACCGGAAGCUGGCUCAUAAAGGGAGUCAAUACCAGUACACCUCCGUGUUAAAAUGCCCUGAUUUAAAACAUAAUUUAACAUAUUUACAGCCUCGUACAAAUAAUGUUUUUAGCCUCUCUAGCUAAUUUCCUCACUCAUGCCACAGCAACCCAAAACAAGUCCACGCACGUUGGUAUCAGUAGCAGAGCAUCUGUUCUCAUUAAGAUAAGCUCAAGCCUCACGGCCACAUCAGUGUUGCACGGUGGGGUUUCUGCUCAUACGCUGAUCAGGCAUAACAAAACAGCUGUGACUCGUCAGACGAUGGACACGGGCCUUCCGAGGGUGACCUGUGGCGUCUGGAAACAGGAUGUUGUUAGUGGGGGUGCUUUGGGUUGAGGCCAGGGCCCUCUGUGGAACGUCCUACAGAUAUUUGAUCGCAGGGGUGGGCGAUAUGACGAUAUUAAAUCGUGAACGAUAACAACGUGCAGACGAUCUGUCAAACUGCAGAGAUCGGGGGAUCGUCGAGGGUACAUUCUAUAAAUUGCAGUUCUAUGUGGAUGCACCGUCGCACCACAACGUAUUACGUCGUCAACCUGACCGACCAAUCAUAGCAAAUUACGGGCAGUGACGCGUGGUCUUACCAAAAGAUAUGGUACCGAUCAAGACGACAACGAGCGAUUCAAACGCCUGCUUAAAGUAGUUGACCCGCGGUACCAGCUGCCCAGCCGAAAAUACUUCUCCAACACUGCCAUGCCACGUCUCUACUCUGAAUGCCGAGAACAUAUUGUCUGUUUUUCAUUUUUCAAUUUAAUAUCGUGAUAAAAUCGAAAUCGUGAUUUUAUUUAAAAAAAAAUCGUGAUAUGAUAUUUUUGUUUUAUCGCCCAUCCCUAUUUGAUCCGUUUAGGAUCUAGUGAGUGUGGAGGCCAUGUCAACAACGUGUGCUGCUCUUUGUGUUUUCUGAGUUGUUCCUAAACUGUUUUUGUGAGUGUGUGUGUGUGUGUGUGAGACUGCAUCCUGCUGGGGAUGCCCAUCAAGGAGUGUCAUUGCUAUGGGGUAACAUCCCCAUUAAUGUCAGGUCCAUCUUGUCACAAAAUGUUAUUUACUUAUCGUCGUCAGUGGUCAUAAUGUUAUGCCUGGUCAGUGUACAGAAUGCAUAGCACAUUUAAAAUGUCUCCAGUAUUUAUUAUCACUGAACCAGUGUUUCAAACACAAUGAAUUGUGUAGCAAAAAACAAACCGCAGAGGAAGCCGUUUGACAUUCUCAAACUCUUCUUAAUUGUAGUUUAUUUAGUUGAACUGUUGAAAAGCCAAACACUCGCUUUAGUUCUCAAAGGACAAAAUCAUCAAAAACAAAAGCAAACAGCUGUGAUGACGUUCACCGACACACAUGAUCUUAGGCUUUUGGUCACACACCUAGGACAAUUCGGACAAAACGGACUUCAACAAAAAAAAAAAAAAAAAAAAAAAAGA